AUGGGAGAACUCCCGUGGUGGCUAUCCACCACCGAGUGCACGCCGCAGCCGUCGUCGUCAGGCUCCCUCUCCGGCACCCUCGCCUUCAUCUUCCUCUCGCCCUGCCCGCAGCGCGCGCUCCUCGGCGCCAUCGACCUCCUCUUCCUCCUCGCCUCGCUCCUCCUUGUCCUCGCCAAACGCCGCGGCUCCGGCCGCGCGGGGCCUGAGCACGAGGCGCUGCUGCCGACGCCCACCGCGCCGUCACGGUCCAUCACAUACGGUUAUGCCAUCGCGCUCGGCGCGUCCGCGGUCUUCGCCGCGGCGUCCGCCGUCCUCCUCGCGAUCGCGGCCUUCCUCCUGCCGCCCGCGGCGUGGCUCUACGCGGAGUCCGCUUUCCUCGCCGCCCACUGCGCCGCGCACGCCGUGGCCGCGUGGACCGUGGUCGUCGCUUCGCGGAAGCCGGCCGCCGCGCACCCUCCGAGGCACCUCCGCGUCUUCUGGAUCGCAACCGCCCUCUGCGCCGCACUGUUCUCAGCCUCCGCGGCGAUCUGCUGCGCCGGCGGCUCUCCGCUCUUCCCCGACGACGUCCUCGCCUGGGCCGGCCUGCUCCUCUCGCUGCCUCUCCCGUACAUUGCCGUCACCACCACCUGCACGGCGCGCGAUGAAGGGAAUCAACAGGACCAAAACCUCAGCGCGGCUGCGGCGACGCCGUACGCCACCGCGUCGUUCCUCUCGCGCGCGACCUUCAGCUGGAUCACCCCGCUGGUCUCCAAGGGGCAUGCCAAAGGCUCCCUCGCCGCCGCUGGCGACGUCCCGCCGGUGUCGCCGGCCCACAGCGCCGAGGCGACGUACGCUCUGCUCGCAUCCAACUGGCCGGACGCGGCGCGGAAGUGGCGGAGCCCGGUGGGCGUUGCGCUCUGCCUUUCCUUCUGGCCGCAGCUCCUACUCACCGCCGCGCUCGGCCUCGUCCAGCUCGCGGCCAUGUAUGUCGGCCCGUCGCUCAUCGACCGCUUUGUCGAGUUCAUCCGCCGCGGUGGCACGCCGUGGGAGGGCCUCCGGCUAGUCCUCAUUCUGCUCGUCGGCAAGGCGGUCCAGACGCUCGCGUCGCACCACUACAACUUCCAGGGCCAGCUCCUGUGCAUGCGCAUCCGCGGUGCGCUGCUCACGGCGCUGUACCGCAAGUCGCUGCGGCUGUCUGCCGGUGCGCGCAGGGUGCACGGCGCCGGCGGCAUUGUGAACUACAUGCAGGUGGACGCCUGGGUCGUAUCCGGCGCCAUGCACGGGCUGCAUGACCUCUGGCUGAUGCCGCUGCAGAUCGCGGUGGCGCUGCUCCUCCUGUAUGCGUACCUCGGCCCGGCCGUGCUCAUGACGCUCGUCGUGAUCGCCGCGGUCGCCGUGGUCACCGUGUUCGCCAACAAGCUCAACAUGGCCUACCAGUUCAAAUUCGUCGAGGUCCGCGACAGCCGCGUCAAGGCCCUGACAGAGAUGCUGAACCACAUGCGCGUGAUCAAGCUGCAGGCGUGGAAGCAUACAUUCGGCGACAAGGUUCGGGAGUUCCGGCGGGCCGAGGUCGGGUGGCUGAAGAAGAUGAUAUUCUUCGAGUGCGGCAGCACCGUGGUGUACUCCAGCGGGCCCGUCGCCAUGGCCGCGCUCGUCUUCGGGACAUACCUCGCCGCCAGAGGGGAGCUGGACGCCGGCAAGGUGUUCACGGCCACCGCCUUCUUCCGCAUGCUCGUAGGGCCCAUGAGCAGCUUCCCGCAGACGAUCGCCAUGUCCGUGCAGGCGUUCGUGUCGCUCGGCAGGCUGGACAAGUUCCUGUCAGACGCCGAAAUCGACAGCGCGGCGGUUGAGCGUCUUGGCAGCAGCGGCUCCGUGGAUGAGGUGGCCGUGAAGGUGCAAGACGGAGUGUUUGCAUGGGACGUCGAGGGCGGUGAGGGCGAGGAGAAGGAUGUCGGAGGGGAGGAGCCGGUGCUGAAAAGGAUCGAGAUGGAGGUGAGGAAGGGUGAGCUCGCGGCGGUGGUCGGCACCGUCGGCUCCGGCAAGUCGUCGCUGCUGUCGUGCAUCAUGGGAGAAAUGCACAAGGUGUCCGGCAAGGUUAGCAUAUGUGGGAGCACAGCAUGUGUCAGUCAGACAGCUUGGAUUAGAAAUGGAACCAUUCAGGAGAACAUCUUAUUUGGACAGCCAAUGCAUCUAGAAAAGUACAGGGAAAUCAUACAUGCCUGUUGCUUAGAAAAAGAUCUAGAAAUGAUGGAGUUCGGCGACCGGACUGAAAUCGGAGAGCGUGGGAUCAACCUCAGUGGUGGCCAGAAACAGCGCGUCCAGCUAGCUAGAGCAGUUUAUCAAGAUUGUGAUAUAUAUCUUCUUGACGACAUAUUCAGUGCAGUCGAUGCUCAUACUGGCUCCGCUAUCUGCAAGGAAUGUCUCAAGGGCAUACUGAAGAGCAAGACUGUUUUGCUUGUUACUCACCAAGUGGAUUUCUUACAAAAUGUAGAUACUAUAUUUGUAAUGAAAAAUGGUGGGAUUAUUCAGUCAGGGAACUACGGUCACUUACUAGAUUCAUGUCCAGAAUUUUUAGCACUUGUGGCUGCUCACCAUAGUUCCAUGGAAGCAUCUGGGGUGCAAGGUCACAAUGUUCAGAACACUGAGAAUUGCCCAGCCACCACAGUAUCACAAGAGCCCCCUUCUAUUAACUCCAACUCCAGUAACGAAAACAGCGAUGCAAAUGCCGUUGCGCCGAGCAAAGAAGCAGGUUCGUCCAAGCUGAUCCAGGAAGAGGAGAAGGAGAGUGGACGAGUAAGCUGGCAUGUGUACAAGCUAUACGUCACGCAAGCUUGGGGCUGGUGGGGAGUUCUGCUCAUUUUAGCCUUGUCUGUGCUGUCAGAGGGCUCCACAAUGGCAAGUAACUACUGGAUGUCGUAUGAAACAUCAGGGGGCACCAUCUUUGAUAUCUCAAAGUUUCUUGGUGUCUAUGUUUCGAUAGUCGCUGUUUCGAUUGUGUUUGAAUUUAUCGCCGUUCUUUUCCAAGCAUUUUUGGGGCUUAAGUCAGCCCAGGCCUUUUUCAGCAAGAUGUUAGACAGCAUUCUACGAGCUCCAAUGUCAUUUUUCGACACCACUCCCUCGGGAAGGAUCCUAAGCCGGGCAUCAGAGGACCAGACUAAAAUAGACGUUUACCUUUUAUUCUUUACGGGUGCCGGCAUAUCGAUGUGCAUUUCGGUGGCUAGCAGCAUUGCAGUUACCUGCCAAGUAGCAUGGCCGUCAGUCAUAGCCGUGCUUCCCCUACUGCUUCUGAACAUUUGGUACCGGAAUCGUUAUAUUGCAACAUCCCGAGAGCUAACUCGCCUUCAAGGAGUAACAAAGGCACCGGUUAUUGAUCACCUCACGGAGUCCUUUUCGGGCUCUCCAAUUAUAAGGUGCUUCGGGAAAGAGGAUGAAUUUUGCCAAAAAAGCUUGGACAUGAUUGAUUCGAAUUUGCGCAUGUCUUUCCAUAAUUAUGCAGCAAAUAGGUGGUUUGGGUUUCGCCUGGAGCUAAUCGGCACACUUGUGUUGUCUACAACUGCUUUUCUCAUGAUCAGUUUGCCUAGCAAUUUCAUCAAGAAAGAAUUUGUCGGCAUGUCUCUGUCCUACGGUCUUUCUCUCAACUUCUUGGUGUACCAUGCAAUUUCCAUAAGUUGUAUGAUAGAAAAUGAUAUGGUCUCCGUGGAGAGAGUGAAUCAGUACAGUAGCCUUCCUUCUGAGGCAACAGGGGCUUUAACAGAUUGUCUUCGUCCCACGCGAAAUUGGCUCCAACGGGGAGACAUUGACAUAAAGGAUCUAGAGGUCAGAUAUAGACCAAACACACCUCUAAUCUUGAAAGGCAUUACGAUAAGCAUCCGCAGUGGAGAAAAAAUUGGUGUUGUGGGAAGGACCGGCAGUGGCAAGUCAACUUUGAUCCAGGCGUUGUCCAGGCUUGUGGAGCCAGCGAAAGGCCAGAUCACCGUCGACGGAGUCGACAUUUGCACUCUGGGCCUUCAUGACCUGAGGUCUCGCUUUGGUGUGAUUCCUCAGGAGCCUGCGCUCUUCGAAGGAACCGUGAGAAGCAACAUUGACCCAAUUGGGCAGUACUCCGAGGCUGAGAUAUGGCAGGCCCUUGAGCGUUGCCAGCUGAAAGACACAGUAGCUGCAAAACCUGAGAAGCUUGAUGCACAAGUGGCUGACUUGGGUGAGAACUGGAGCGUGGGGCAGCGGCAGCUCCUGUGCUUGGGCCGUGUCAUACUGAAGCGCAGCCGGGUGCUGUUCAUGGAUGAGGGCACUGCCUCUGUCGACUCCCAAACGGACGCGGCCAUCCAGAGGAUCAUCCGGGAGGAGUUCCGGGAGUGCACUGUCAUCAGCAUUGCUCAUCGUGUCCCGACCGUCAUAGACAGCGACAGAGUUCUGGUGCUGGACGCAGGGCUAGUGAAAGAGUUUGAUGCUCCGUCCAAGCUGAUGAGAAGGCCUUCAGUUUUCGGGGUGAUGGUUCAGGAGUACUCAAGCCGCUCGUCGCAGGCAACCGAUGGAUGACGUGCAUGUCUACCUAGUAAAGCCAAAUAACAUAGAUCAAAAUUCCAGAUGAAAAA
Molecule: messenger RNA, 4571 nt
Organism: Aegilops tauschii subsp. strangulata
Lineage: Eukaryota; Viridiplantae; Streptophyta; Magnoliopsida; Poales; Poaceae
Source: RefSeq, a predicted model, not a curated record